CACCUUUGAGCGAUAGCAAUUACGUUCUCUAACAAAAUAAUUCAAUAAACGUACCAAAUCGUCCGGCUACUCCUCGGAUAACCAUUACACUCAGUUCCCAGACCGUCGCCGUCAAUUGCCACCUGAAAUUUCCAAUUCCUCCCCCUCCACAACCGCCGGAAAAUAUCAGCCAAUCUCCCUUGGCCUCUAUUUAGCGCUCAUGGGUGAACAAACCCAAGUACAAGCAAAACCCGAAACCCAAACUCCACCCCAAUCCCAACUCCAACCCCGAUCUCCACCCAAUUCCGAUUCCACCCUUGUAUCCAACUCUCCCGUUGAUCUUCCCCCAAACCCCUCCAACCCUUCCAAAAUCCCAAUUCGACCCCAGAAAAUCCGAAAACUCUCUUGCACCCCCUCCUCAAAAACCCCACAAACGACCGCAUCCUCCGCGACGCCAGCAUCCACCAAGAGUCGCCGAAAGAGCGCGCCAAAAUCAUCAUCAUCUAGGGGUUUGCCUCAAAUCAUCAAACCCUUAUCAGCUAACGGCGAAAUCGACAAUGCACUCUUACACCUCCGUUCAGCCGACCCGCUUCUCGGUUCCUUAAUAGACACACUUCCGGUCCCUCAAUUUGAAUCACACCAUUCUCCGUUUUUAGCCUUAAGCAAGAGCAUUCUGUACCAGCAACUAGCUUAUAAAGCAGGCACCUCAAUUUACACGCGCUUCGUGUCCCUUUGUGGCGGAGAGGAUGCCGUUUGCCCUGACGUCGUCCUCUCCCUAUCCGCUCAACAGCUCAAGCAGAUAGGUGUCUCGGGGCGAAAGGCUAGUUAUUUAUAUGACUUAGCUAAUAAGUAUAAAAAUGGGAUUUUGUGUGAUGAUGCGCUUGUAAAGAUGGAUGAUAAGUCAUUGUUUACCAUGCUUUCGAUGGUGAAGGGUAUUGGUUCUUGGUCAGUGCAUAUGUUCAUGAUUUUUUCACUGCAUAGGCCGGAUGUUUUGCCUGUUAGUGAUUUGGGGGUCAGGAAAGGUGUCCAGUUGUUAUACGGAUUAGAGGAAUUACCUAGGCCAUCCCAGAUGGAGCAAUUGUGCGAGAAAUGGAGACCAUAUAGGUCAGCUGGGGCGUGGUAUAUGUGGCGGUUUGUGGAGUGGAAAGGGACUCCAACUACUGCUGCAGCUGCAAUUGAUGCUGGUAAUGUGCAGCCGUUGCAGCAAAUUCAGACAGGACAGGAGACACAGCAACAUCAGUUGCAGCUUCUCGAGCCUAUAAAUGGCAUUGGGAAUCUUGGGUAUUUGACUAUUUUCCGCCUGAAGGCUUGCAUUUGGAGCCAAUGACCGAAAGUGUUCAGAUGUCAGACUAUUCGCUGAGGCUGGAAUGUGUAUGCAAAUAAAGAAUCGGUUUCCUAAGAUGCUGUGCACCAAAAUUCUGUGGCAAGUGUUAGUAUUGAGUUAAGCUAGGUGCUGUAAAGGAAUGUGCUAUAUAUGGCAGAGCCUCAUUUGUUUGAUUGAUGUGAGGGACUGCUGCAGUACUCGAAAUGCUGUAAAGGAAUGUGCUAUUUGUUUGUUUGAUUGCCAUCCCUAUCCGACUGCACUUUCUUCGUAUAGAGGUAAUACAAUGCUCACUAUUUCUACCCCCCUUCCUCCCCAAUUCCUUAAUUCUCUUGUCCCAUUUAAAUGUAAAAUUACGAGAAUAAACGGCUUCAAACGGUGUUGUGAUUUUUAGCAGCGAGGUAUGAUAUAAAUAAACUUUACUAUGAUAGAGAUUCA
Molecule: messenger RNA, 1738 nt
Organism: Nicotiana tabacum (common tobacco)
Lineage: Eukaryota; Viridiplantae; Streptophyta; Magnoliopsida; Solanales; Solanaceae
Product: alkylbase DNA glycosidase-like protein mag2
Biological process (GO): base-excision repair, AP site formation; DNA alkylation repair; base-excision repair
Cellular component (GO): nucleus; protein-DNA complex
Molecular function (GO): DNA-3-methyladenine glycosylase activity; alkylated DNA binding; DNA-7-methylguanine glycosylase activity
Source: RefSeq, a predicted model, not a curated record